Paramuricea clavata is the source of this 9492-nucleotide messenger RNA. The record is from the annotation of a GenBank genome assembly. Lineage: Eukaryota; Metazoa; Cnidaria; Anthozoa; Malacalcyonacea; Plexauridae.
AUGAGGUAACAUGGUUUGUUUCUUUAGCAAAUUGUUAGCGUAUCUAUACCCUUAUUUAUAUUGUUGUUUUUAAAAACGUUCCUUUAAUUAAUAAUCAUGGGUCCUAAAUCUUAAUCCAUACGGCAUACAUCAUACAUGUCAGUUGGCGUUGUAUACGGUUUUAUAAAGCAUUCCUUUUCUCAUCGGCAACAUUUAGUUCUGCGAUAUAAUCUUGAAUUAACUGUCUGUGCCAGUGUAGGCAUAGUGCCAAUAAUAUUAACAAGCUUUCGUCAUGCAGUAGGGGUGCAACUACCUGAAAAAUAUAAGGAGAAUUUCGACGUUUCAAGCGAAGGUGCUUCGUAUGGAGUUACACUUACAGACGAAGGGCCUCCAGUAACUCCAGACGAACUGACGAAGGGCCCUUAUAUUCUCCAGGUAGUUAACAUUUAGUUCUAUUUUGUCGAGUGAGAAUUACUGUGAGAUAUCCUGAUAUUUACCCAUAAACCUUUCUUUGGCAUCACCUUACAUGAACUUGCGGUUGAGCUCGACAACUGGACUUUGUAUGGUUCAAUUCUAUUAGGCAGCAUCAAUUCUAUUAAGCACGUAAUCACAUGGGCACAGGUUUGAUUCCUACUAGGCCUAUAAAGGGGGUGGGCUAUAUUCAGUUGCAUUCUUCGAUGCUGCAUGCUAUUUUUAACAUCAAAACGUUGCAACUUUGGAUCGUUAAAUUUAGCACUAUUUUUGCAUUAUUGUAUAAAUAUAUUCCUGAUCCCUAUACUAUAUAUUGUAAAUAUUUAUAAUAUUCUACUCAAUGAUGGGCACUAGAUUAUUAGUGUUCGCACUUUUAUGUUUUAAAUUAACCUCUUAAUUAAAAUGAAGUUUCUAUCUAUCUACCUAUUUACUGCAAAGACCCUACAAUAAUCAGAAAGUUGCGCACAGAAAGAAUCGAAUCUGCUAUACCAUAUGCCGACGCAUGAAAGAAAUACUGUUGUGACACCAGCUCGCAUGUAGGUCAAAUGUAUUAAUUAAUGGCAAUUUUGUUCAUCCACGAAACUUAAAAUAUUUACACAUUUUUCCUUUGAUAUGUCAUCAUUUUGAAGAGGUUGCUUACACAAGGCUAAAUUAUAUUUUGCGAAAACCACAGGUAUACGAUUACAAAAAGAAAAAAAAACAUUCGGCAUUAACCGCCUUGGGUGUUUUUCACACCCAAUCGCAAAUAAGUAGGUGUUAACGCUCUACACAUGGGAGUUUUCACCUGCACUGUGAGAAAAAUCAGCCCCAAGACGAAAUCUUUCUCAAAAAUUAAUUUUCGAAUUGAUUGAUGUCUAUAGUUUAAAUAUUGUAUUAUCAUAUUGAAAUAUCGCAUUUAUCUUAUAAACUAAUAAUCCACCUUUCGGACUAUCAAAUAACAGGGACUCGUGGAGACAAAGAAAGUCUGACGAUACUAUAAUUAAAAAUAUAGCGCGAGUAACAUAUUGCGUUGUUCAACUAUAUCAUAGGAAAUGCGAUGGGUAGCCAUGUUAUCCAAUAGUUCUGGCUAAAAAAAUGUUCAAAAACAUGUCUGUGAGGAACAUUGCAACUGUGGUUUAAAAUUUGGUGUUCCCAUUGAGGCGUUGCCUCACUUGCAUUCUGGCUCGGACAUUAAAGAGGGCCUCAUCCCAAUUUCCAGAUCCCGCCUUUUUUCCUAACAGUGGUUCAACGUAUACGUAUUAUGAUUUAGAUGUAGACAACGGAUAACCAGGUAUUCGAAGAACGUGAUAACAACAAUAUAGCAGAGUGUAAAAGUAAUAAAUGCCAGUCAAUCUCUUGUGAAAGCCGCAUUCAUAAAUGUACAAUAUCAUCUUAAUUAAAAACCGUAAAUUACGAGCAGGCAAACAAAUGACAACAGAUCCGAUACAGAUUAAGUUAACUUAAUACGGCUGCAAGUUUUGUUGAUUUAUCCCGCAUCCCGCUGAUCAUGGAUUACUUUCCCGUAUCUCUCCAUGGUAUUUUUAUCAAUCUCACUUCUCACGAUCGGAUAUAAAAUGCCCGCUUCUCGACCCGAUAUUUCUCUUAAAAUACCGAAUGUAUUUUGGACACAUCCCGCCACCCGCGAAACCGGUAGAGGCCCGGGUGAGGCCCCUCAUUAAAAUUUAAAAGUUCGACUUUGAACUAGCAAAACUAUAUUAGACUUGAUUUCUGGCUCAGAAUGUUUUUCGGGAUUAUCAGCCGGAUCUCUGUAAAAACUAUGUGAUUAUUUAACCUUUCAAUCCUAUUUGCUUCGCUUCACUUGUCACCUGGCCUGGGAAUACUUGCACAGCUACCUCCUGCGCAGGCCCUUUUCCGGGCAAAUUUGCGGGCGGUGCAAAUUUGCGGGCCACGUUUAGAAACGUAAAGCGAAUUUUCCGAACCUGCCCGAAAUGCUCCCUAAGCGCCUACGGAAGACGUAUAGCUUGCACAGCGCGUGACAUUGGUUCUGUUUCAAUGUAUUUUGCUCCAGUUACAAAAUUGUUUUUUGUCCGUCCAAAUUAUCACUUCACCAAAUCAGAUCCAACCGCAGGCAUAAUAUUAAAAUUAUUAAAACAGACUAACAAAAUGUGGCUCUCAGGGGCGCGUUACUUUUAAGCCUGUUUUCCACUCGGCGAAUUUGUUCGCGCGAAACUUUUGUCUUAUAACCUCUCGGCUGGAACUGAUUAGAUUUUUAAUGAAUUGUUUUCAAUUUUAACAAUAAAAAAAUUCGUUUCGCGCGAAGAAAUUCGCUGGUGGAAAACAGGCUUUAAAGUCCAGACACACCGGGCGCGAUUCGGCAAUGCGACGUGAUUUUUUAGUUUUUGAAAGUUAAUAAAACAGCCAAUGACAGCAAAUUUUGAAAGAUAUGUAGACCAAAUAAUUCAAAAUGUUAUAGCGCUUCUAAAUAUUCGGAAAAUUUAAACUAGGAUCAAAGUUAUCGGUCAGUGAAAAUCGAAAAAUCACGUCGCGUUGUCGAAUGGGCACCUUUAGAGUUGGGUUUCACAUGCGCGUGAAAUCUGAUCUAGUAUGAAUAGCCUGCGCCGAGUCAUAAGAUCGAUGUCACGAGACUGCGCGCAGGCUAUACAGCACAUAAACUCAUAAAAAGCUGUAUUAAAAAGUAUCCAAACACACAAUUUAAUCCAAAAGAAAGGGAAAACCUGGAAAGGUAGCCAUAAGUUUAUUUUUAUAAACAAUAUAUUACAGGCACCUUUCACUCAAGUAAUACAAAUUGUAGUGAAUAUGGAAGGCUUAGACGUUAAUAGUAGUUCCACGUUACUUGGUAGUCACGCGCCUGACAGUAUACCGCCAAGUGCAGAAUCUGAUACAAGGUAAGGCCAUAGAAUCAUGAACUAUAAGCAGACAUAGUACCACAGUGCGGUGUCCUAGCCUAGAGCAUGCACAAAACAAGUGCACCACAAGCGAGAAGAAUAUCAAGGCUAACAAACUAACAAAUUAACAGACUAACAAAUUAACAAACUAACAAAACUAACAAAUUAACCGAGACUAACAAACUAACAUACUAACAAACUUACAGACUAACAAACUAACAAACUAACAUACUAACAAAUUAACAGACUAAGUAACAGACUAACAAACUAAACAGACUAACAAAUUAACAAACUGAACAAUGCGCACUAAAGACCGUUUUAAUUUUUCUUUGUCUUGUGAUUUCUCGGAUGGAACUAUAGGCCUGAUUCCACGAGGCGGAAUUUUUCGACCGAAACGAAAUUUCUCUUUGUCUUUUUACAAUUAAAGGCCGGAUUCCACGAGGCGGAAUUUUUCGACCGAAACGAAAUUUCUCUUUGUCUUUUUACAAUUAGUUCUGCUCGAGAGCUCUGAAACAAAGAGAAAUUUCGAUUCGGUCGAAAAAUUUCGCCUAGUGGAAAACCGCCUUAAGGCCGGAUUCCACGAGGCGGAAUUUUUCGACCGAAACGAAAUUUCUCUUUGUCUUUUUACAAUUAGUUCUACUCGAGAGCUCUGAAACAAAGAGAAAUUUCGAUUCGGUCGAAAAAUUUCGCCUAGUGGAAAACCGCCUUAAGUUCUGCUCGAGAGCUCAUGAAACAAAGAGAAAUUUCGAUUCGGUCGAAAAAUUUCGCCUAGUUUUCCACUAGGCGGAAUUUUGCGCGCGGAGCGGAAUUUUUCUUUGUCUCGUGAUUUCUCGGGUGGAACUAAUUAGAAAAAAACAAAGAGAAAUUCCGCUCCGGGCGGAAAAUUCCGCCUAGUGGAAAACGGCCUUUAGACAAAUAUAAAGCGAUGUCUAACUUUGGGCACUGCAAUUGAUUUUAUAUUUAAAUUUAAGAUAGGAUGGGGAAAAAACUAGCAUCACAGCGCAAGUUUCGAAAGGCUGUCAUAGUCUACAAAUCUCUCAAUGGGCUUGCUCCUGAAUAUAACUCAUUCCAUGUUUACAGACCGUGACAGUGCAACCUCAAUUCAUUUAUGAGACAAAGAACAGCUUUAGUUAUAGUGGUGCGGUGCUUUGGAACAGUCUUCCUAAUGUUCUAAUCGGGCUGCGGCAGGCACAGUCUCUCAACUGAAUUCAGUUCAUUUUCAUAGAAAUCCUGAUGAGAUUACCGUGCUGAAAUAAAGUUUUAUUAUUAUUAUUACUAUUAUUAUUUGCCUGCCAGUAUGCGCGGCCAUGUUGUUUUGAUAGCUAUACGCAGUAUCGCCUUUCCCGAGCUAUACUUUAUUACUGUAAAUCAGUAAAUCACAAAUUUUUGUGUAGUUGGUCUACUCAGACGAAUUAAUGACUUGCGUGAGCAGUUUGUUUACUAUACCGCUACCAGUUGCCUUUCAGUUGCUCUGUCUGCAUCUGAUUGGUUAACCUGGAUAGAUUAAACGCAUCCAUAGGCUUACGGGAGGGGAAAAUUAGAGGGCGGGGGGGAGGGGGCAGAAACAAAAUUCGACUUUGUUGCAUUUUGCGCGACUAAUCAAAAAUAAUUUUACCCUGGUAAACUUGCAAAAUUCUUGUUAAAAAUCUCACAGCUUGUCAAAAAGAUGUGUUCACAGUUGUUCACUUGAUGACAAGCCCGGAACAAGUUGUUAUCAUCUUGUAACAAGGUUGAUGCGGCCAACAGACUCGCAACAAGUUGUUGGAACAAGUCUGAUGUCGUCUGCACGUAACAAGUUGUUAACAAGUUGAUGACAACAAGCUCGUAGCCACUUGUUACGAACAGAAGUCUGUUACCGUCAUCAACCUUGUAACAAGGUGAUAACAUCUUGUUCCAGACAUGUCACAACAACUGGGAACAAGCAGUGCGAACAGAUCCUGAUAUCGGCUUGACAACAACCUUGUUACAACUUCUUGUUACAGAACUGUAACAACUUGCGCGUUUUUACGUGUGUAGCGGUAGUCAAAUUUGAACCUCUCUCUAACAACUCGAGCCAAGCCAAAAAGGUCGACAGGUGGUGGAUUUAAACACGGCUUUAUAUGAUGAUCUCGAUGUCAAGAGGUCAUAUGGACGAUUGAUAAUAUCAUCUUAUAAUACGUAUUCAUUGUUAAUCGUGGUAUUGUAUUACUCGCGCGGGGUGUAAAGAUAACUGCGCUUACACUGUAUAAUCGAGGAGGCUAAGCUGUUAUUAAACGUUCUUCAAAUUUCUGAUAAAUCCAGUGUAAAUAUACACAACUAAAGAUGGCCGAACAGUCCGAAAUGCCUGCGUUGCUCCAAUCCUCUGCUCAAGCCACAAGGAGAAAGCAAAAGUAAGAGACAGAUUGAAUGAAUGUGCAUGUUCGUUAAUAUUCGCCAUAUAUGGGAUACAACGUAAAUAUAUUUCAUUAGGGGGAUAUGACACUAUAUAUUCACAGCAAAACUCCACUAAAGACAGAUUCGAAGCUUGCGCUGUAGUUCAUGUGUAGUCGAUCUUCGUCUUCGAUGUGAGGUUACGGAAUUGUUGGCUGAUGUAUUCGGGCGUGAAAAGUGAUAAUUAUGAGCCCAAGUUCGUUGUCAUAUACAUGUAAAUUCACUGCAUAACUUCAAGAAUGUAAUGUAAACAGCAUUUAACUUAAAUACGCAAUAUUCAAGAUUAGCUAUUAGCCUAUUUUGCUAUGAAUUUUAGUCCGCCAACUAAGUCUUAUGAUGAUGCAUAUUUCCAUAUGUUUUGGGAUAAAACUAUGCAAAAUAUUGACUUACGGAUUAAAGUCAAGUUGAUAUUUGAUAGGCUACUUGUCUUUUUCUUAGCAAUUGCUUCGUUGUUUAUAUAAACCUAUGUAUAUAUUUUUUAAGUUUAUAUAAAUAAUCUAAUACUUUAGGUCUCUACAGUUGUUCAACACAUGGUGUGAAGCUUCCCUUUUACACUGAAAGUGCAUGUACAUUUAUAGUGCAACUUUUAGUACACAGUAGGUACCCUAUACUGAACGUACCAUAUACUUCUCGCUACCUGGCCUAUAAUGCUAUGUUUCGAACUGCAUGAAACCCAUUUCCCGUGAAUUUGCCCAUACUAUUUCAAUCACAAUUAAUAUCUCAAACUUUCCGCUAUCUCGAACUAAUUUUGCUUCCUUGAGCGAAAUUUACUACCAACACUGGUGAAAUUGAACACUCCAAUGACUGAACACACUUCGUUGUUUUUUAUUAGGGGCUACGUGCACCUAUAUUUGACACUGCAUCUUUCGGUUCGAGAAACCUACAGCGCAACCGUUUAUUAACGAACUGUAUAUAGUUUAUUGUAUAUUUCAUAUCAUCGGCUUAUUAGAUCAACCAUGUUAAUUAAAUCUAAUUUAGAUAAGUAUUAUAUUAAUUACUUUUUGUAAUACGACACUGAUUCUUAGCACAGUCGAAGGACUCGAAUCGGCGUUGUGAUUUAUUCCGAACAUUUUGCAGUAAACCUAUCUGGAACAGCCUAGGGUAACUCAGGCUGUUCCAGAUAGGAGGCUUUUUACUGUAUUGUGUUACACUUUCAUAAAAAACUUCUAGCUUGUGGCAUGCAGUGACGUAAUGAGCAAAUACUUGUCAAGUUUUCUUCCUUGAAAACCGUACACACGACAGCCAAGCAGCCAACACAAACUUCGGCACAGAUGAAGUAUAUACCAGAUGUGUAACUUAGUGGGACUUCAUGUCCUCAAAUUUCCCCGCCAUGACACUUGCUAGCAAAAUGACGUCCUGAAAAGCACGAACUUUUGCAUUUUAUUGCGGUUUUUUUGGAUCGAAAUUUAUGGAUUAAACAAUCAAAAGCAUAAUUUGUUGAAUGUUUAAAGUUGUUGAAAGCAAUUAAAGUUGCAGAAAAGGUGUUGAAAGCAUUUUUGAAAGCAAUGACGUGUUACCAAAUGAUUAAUAAUCGCCGCGCGACCGACACUUGCUAGGAAGAUGGAGAUCAUGGGCAACUUUUUUACUUCGGUGUGUCAAAAUAUCAAAUUAAUACAUAUGAAGCUGGCGCCAGGUUUUUUGCGUUCAAAGCAUUUCUGUAUAUUUACACACGAAAACAAAAACCUUUUCAACAAGGCUCCUUUUCAAAAAACCAUGUCAAUUUGUGGUGUACGGAUACAAAUGGACCUAGCUAUUCCCUAAUGAACAAAAUUUUGAUCUAGACAAGUCUAGACAAAAAAUUCACCACAGCUUGAAAACUGAGCAUCACAAAAUUAGUAAUAUUCCGAAAUUUCGUUGCGAAAUGUUGUAAAAUGCAUUUACAACAUUUCGCAACGAAACUUCGGAAUAUUACUAAUUUUGUGAUGCUCUUUCAAGCUGUGGUGAAAUUUUUGUCUAGACUUGUUGAGAUCAAAAUUUUGGUUAUUAGGCAAUAGGUCUAUUGGACGCUGAAUAAUUUAGUUUUAGCCCAAACCCAAAAAGGCAAGGUAGACCAAUGACUUCCAACAAAGUCCUGUUAAUUCUUCCUUAAAUUAUAGUGAUUUGCCAAGAUUCCUGGCGAGAUUGAAGCUCAACACUCCCCCAUGGUUGCGUGAAGCUUUGGCAGAAUUCAUGGGAACCUUUAUACUUUUGGUAAGCUAUUAUUAAUUUAAUCAACAACAUCAAUAGUUUCAAUACCAGCUUUGGUAUAUAAAUACAUACAGCUAAUUCAGAAAAGGUUGUCGUUUGCAAACCUUAAAUUCUAAACCUUAAACUCUAAGUGCGCAAACCUUAAUGGGAGCAUGAGUUUAAAGCUUAAUAGUCGAAUAUUGCAGCUUUUGUGAAUGAAUUGUUCUCAUAAGGAGAUAUUUACCAUGUCUCUACGAAAUGGGCCCCAUAUAUGAUUUCUAAACUGAUUAAAUGAUGCUCCCAUUGUGCUUUGCGCGCUUAGAGUUUAAGGUUUAAGAUUUAGAGUUUAAGGUUCGCAAACGAUAACCUUUUUUGAAUUAGCUGUAUACAGAAAAAACGCAAAUGACAUACAAAUGUAUAACUACAAAUAUAAAACAAAACUAAUCCUUGUUCAAAUUCUAAGAAUGUCGUAAACAGUAUAUCAUAUAUAUAAAUCAGUAAAGUCAUAUUUCUGCAUGACAUUAAAAAAUGUUGCGCAUUCCCAAUGUUUGCCGAUCAGAAUUUCCACUGCCAGCAUCCAAAUGACGCGGAUAAAUUGCAGUUGAAUCAUAACAGGAAGCUGAGAUUUGUGUCAUUUAAAGCCACAAAAUGAUCAAUGUACUACUACUAGCAUAUUUUGUCUUCUGUGUAAAGCAAAAUAAAGAAAGGUACACUUAAGGGAAUAUAUUUUCUAAUUUAAAGCGAACCAACCGUCCGGAAACUUUGCAUAUUCAAAUGAUGACUGACUGAUUGAACAUUGGAUAGUUCAACUGAAAGUUAUCGCGACGCAGAACGCAUCAUUUGGAUGCGCAGUGGCAAUCCGAAUUCACCAGUGAGCUCUAUAUAUAUAUCUGGAGCAAGAACUUCUGUCAUUCGGCCUAUGAUCGAGAUAAGUGAAGCCAAGAUGGCGGCCAAUAACGUCCAAUAAUUUUUUCCAGCUAAUCAUAAUAUUAGUCUUUAAAUCGAAGUGAAGAACGAAAUUUCGGCACUUUCUUUGCCAAUAUGGCGGAAAUUGAAAGAGCGAUUCGACGUCAGUUCCAGUCCCUUUGUAUUGUUUUUGUCUGCGCGGUUAACACGAAGCUGGGUUCACUUUUUGGACUUAAGUUCUCGCUCCAGAUAUAUAUGGAGCUCCGUGGAAUUGGCUCAUUGAUCAAUCAAUGACUAUACAAUUACUUUAUUGGUUUCCGUGUUUGGAUGGCCUGAUCAAACACUUCGGAAUGUUGCCCGAAGGCGAGUUGCGCGCUUUUCUUAACUCGAGCAACAUUCCCAAGUGUUUGGAUCAGGCCAUCCAAACACGGAAACCAUGAAGUAAUUGUUUUAUAAAAUAACAACUUUCCGUGUUAAAAUUUCACUUUCACUUUAAAUUUCCGUAUUUCGAUGGCCUGAUCCAAACACGGGUUUCGACCAAUCAGAGCACGCGUUAUAUACAUGUUAUUUUAUAAAAUUUAUCUUAAGGUGUAUGGGAAUGCCUCAGUGGCUCAGGCUGUUUUGAGUAAAGGUGAAAGGGGUACGUUUCUCUCCAUCAAUUUCUCGUGGGGUAUGGCAGUCACGAUGGGCGUUUACUGGGCUGGAUCAAUAUCAG